Molecule: messenger RNA, 255 nt
Organism: Prunus armeniaca (apricot)
Lineage: Eukaryota; Viridiplantae; Streptophyta; Magnoliopsida; Rosales; Rosaceae
Source: the annotation of a GenBank genome assembly
AUGGAUGAUUCAAAGGUGAAAGUCCAAGAUCCGCUAUUGGAGAUCAACCUAGGAACGAAAGACAACCAUCGGCCGAUCUACAUUAGUGGCCUAAUGGAGCAGGAGCUUAGGACCAAGAUGGAAGAGCUUUUGAGCGAGUUCAAGGAUUGCUUUGCUUGGGAUUACACAGAGAUGCCUGGAUUGAGUCAUGACUUGGUCGAGCAUCGCUUACCAACAACGGAGGAUUUCAAGCCCUUCAAGCAGCCACCUCAUUGA